Messenger RNA from Pygocentrus nattereri (red-bellied piranha), 6291 nucleotides. It is a transcript of the gene myocd, whose product is annotated as myocardin. The record is from RefSeq and is a predicted model, not a curated record. The coding region runs from base 273 to 3383 and encodes 1036 amino acids. The transcript is spliced from 16 exons. Gene Ontology annotation, biological process: smooth muscle cell differentiation; cardiac muscle cell differentiation. Lineage: Eukaryota; Metazoa; Chordata; Actinopteri; Characiformes; Serrasalmidae.
GGGGAGGAGAGACGCGUGUGCGUCCCGUCUCACGCCUCAGUGAGUGUGUGUGCUGCAGGAAGCCGGGUCCAGGCAGGGUGAGCCUCCUCUUCUCCUCCUCUGCGAACACAUGCAAAAUGCUUCUUCAUUCACUAUGAUGAUUUCCCAGGCCCACUCUUCUUGAUAAUGAAGGACAUGUGUGGACAUGGCUGUAGUCCUUACAAGAAAAGCUGUGGAAAAAGUGGGGGACAGACUGUGGGUGAUCUGAAGGGAAGGGGAGUGAGGCCAGGGCGAUGAACGCUGUGAAGAGCUUUGAGCACAGGCCUGAGCAGAGCCAUGGCUGCAGGAACACGGGGAACCCCAACAGCCAAGCCAACAAGACAACACCGCACACACUCAGCAAGAACGUCCUGCAGUUGAGGCUCCAGCAGAGGAGGACACGAGAGCAGUUAGCAGACCAGGGCAUCAUGCCGCCCCUGAAGAGUCCAGCUGCAUUCCAUGAGCAGAGGAAAAGUCUCGAACGAUCCAAGACUGGAGAUUAUUUAAAGCAUAAAAUCAGAAGUAGACCAGAGAAGUCGGAGCUGGUCAACAUGCGUAUUCUACAAGACUCAGCCAGCGAUGGCUCCGCUCAAGACCCGCAGACCAAACUGAAACGCGCCAGGCUCGCUGAUGACCUUAACGAAAAGAUUGCUCUGAGACCAGGGCCUCUGGAACUGGUCGAGAAGAACAUCAUUCCUGUUGAUUCCACUGUUAAGGAGGCGGCUCUGAAAGUGAAUCAUGGGAAGUUUCCCAAGCAGGAGGAUUCGUAUGCAUUUGAAGAGGACAGCAGCAGUGAGAGUUUGUCUCCGGAGCAGCCCCUCAGUGACGAGUCCCAGAGCUCAGCUGGACCCUUAGCAGAAACCAAGACAAGCGUCCCCUCCCCCUCGCUGACCAGCCCUGCACAGGGAUCACAAACAAGAGAAAAUACUACUCAAAACCGAGAAGAAAAUGCCACUACUACAAAUUGCCAGGCAGCUCCGCCGAUACCAGUGCCAGCAAUCAUCAAGAACAAAACAUCAGACAAGAACCGUCACAAGAAGCCCAAAGACAUCAAGCCGAAGGUGAAAAAGCUGAAGUACCAUCAGUACAUCCCACCAGAUCAGAAGGCAGAGAAGUCUCCUCCUCCCAUGGACUCUGCCUACGCUCGGCUCCUGCAGCAGCAGCAGCUUUUCCUCCAGCUGCAGAUCCUCAGCCAGCAAAAGCACCAGCAGCAGAACCACUCACAUCAGCCGCAGUGCCCACAAAGCCAGAGCUUCAGCUACCAGCCUCUGCACCAGCAUCUCUCAAACAAGCAAACAAAUGAACAGCACACACCAUGCAGUUCCAGUGGUGCCACCAGCACACCCAGUAGCAGCUCCUCAUCUCCUGUGAAGACCACAUACUGCAGCCCAUCCAACGUUACUCCAGUCAGACCAGGGCCUUUGCCUGCUAACCUGGAUGACCUCAAAGUGUCUGAGCUCAGGCAGCAGCUGCGAAUACGAGGUCUCCCGGUGUCUGGCACUAAGACGGCUCUCAUAGAAAGGCUGAGGCCUUAUAAAGACCCCAGCUCAAGCUCUCCCUCCGGCUCUGGAGACAUUACCACCGUUACAUUCCCGGUGACCCCCACUGGCUCUCUCUCCUCCUACCAGUCUCCCAGUUCCUCUAGUGCCAUGUCCCAUGGAGGAGGCUACUACCCUUUCUGUAGCACCAGCUCCACCCCACCCAUCUCUCCCGCAUCCUCUGAGCUGUCUGUCAGUGGGUCCCUGCCAGAUAGCUUCAGUGACGUCACCAUGUCCUCGCCUCAGUUCGGCCUCCAGCCAUCACCAGCCCAGUUGAGUGCCGAUGAGGGCCAGAAUCUGGCUGCUGGGCUGACUGGGAGCUGCCUGCAUGGGGAGGUUCCAGCAGGCCUGGAAGCCGAGAAGGACAAGAUGCUGGUGGAGAAGCAGAAGGUGAUCGAGGAACUGACGUGGAAACUGCACCAGGAGCAGCGGCAGGUCGAAGAGCUGAGAAUGCAGCUGCACAAGAGAAAGCAUGGCCAUGGACUGCAGGACCCUCAGGCAGGACCCCGGCCACCAUCACAGCACUCGCUGCACCUCCAGCCCCCAGGCCAUAUACAGCAGCACUUCUUUGGAGGGGUGUCUGUCAAGCAGGAGCACGUGACCUCCAGCUGUCCGCUAUCUUCAAAGCCGCUGAAGACCGCGUCCCCCAACAGCUGCAUGGAGGGCAUGGGCCACUGUGGCAUGAGCGGUGGCCUCCGGAGUUUGGACGUGCCCUCUUCUAGGAGCCCCUCUGGCCUGUCAGCCUACCUGAGCCCUCAGCGUUCACCUCAAGACUCGCCAGUCACCAAAAGCUCCAGCAGCCCGCAGCCCAACAGCCUGCCAUCUUCUCCCAGCCACCAGUACCUGCUCACACCUCCUCUGGGCAGAGACAGCUGCUCUCACCCUCUGCCUCACAGUGGAGCCAGGCCAUAUCCCAUGCAGCUCACACAGAAGAAUGUUGCCCCAUCCAUGAGCUGCUCCUACGCACCUGACCAAAGAAGCCUGCAGCCAGUCUACCCAAGCAAUGCCGAGAAUAACUUAAACCCCCGAGGGUCUUCCAAGGCCAAGAGCCCAAACAUGCAGCAAAAGAUGGUAACAUUACACUCUCCCAGGCACGUUGGCCAAAAGUGUGCCACCUCCUCCACUGCCUUGUGUAGCUCUGACUCUGCAUCUGCCAUUAAACAGCCCCCAUGCUAUGAGGAUGCAGUGAAGCAGCAAAUGGCAAGGAGCCAGCAGAUGGACGAACUUCUUGAUGUCCUUAUUGAAAGUGGAGAAAUGCCAGCUAACGCCAAAGAGGAGAGGUCCCCUGUAACCAAAGUUGUGCCUCACCUUACAGUUUCGCCCAGCAGCAAUGGUGCCACGCCUGUCCCAAAGUUCCACAGACACUACAGCCACAUGUCGCCCUCUCAGAUGCCAUAUGACCACACUGCAGGUCACGGGGACUGCCAUCUGGAGGUCCUGCUGACUAGCCCCAUGAACCGACAGGGUGACAUCAUUCCACUGAAGAUGGGUGUCGAGGAGGGCCAGCUGGAGGAGGUGAGUGAGGGCUUCCCAGGCCAUCACCAUGACGACAAGUUGUUAGGCAGCCGUGACAUGAUGGACACGCCUUUGUCCCCUAUGGCCACCAAGGUUUCUCCGGUGCCUGUUGAUAGCCAAGGGCUCGGGAUGACAUUUACAGAGUCACCGUGGGAGACCAUGGAGUGGCUUGACUUGACCCCGCCUAGUUCAGCCACAGCAUUCAACAGCGGCAUGCCCCCGCCCGGACCCAGCAUUUUCAACACAGAAUUCCUGGACGUGACGGACAUCAACUUGAACUCUGCCAUGGACUUGCACCUAGAGCACUGGUGAAGUUGACUAGAGAUCUCCAAAUACAUAAGAAUCCAGCUAAAGAUCAUUAUACCAAAGUAAUGCCAAGCACUUCACAUGCAGACAAAAAAAUAUGCACAUCUCACAAGAGCACACUUUCAACAAGCGCACAACCAGCAGGGUAACAUAAGGUUUGGGCUGACCCAGUCAAAUGUCAAUGAGUGUACAGGAUAUAAUCAAAGUUGCCUUAAUGAAAAAUAGAUUUUUCCUACAAUUUAACUACAACUGUAUCAUGUUUAGUUGGUCCAUCAAAACUUGAAAAUCUUUUGGACUAUGCAUGCUGGGAAAGAAAGUUUUGCUAUUACUGGAAAAAAAAAAAAAACUACAAACCAAAUCACAUUCAAAAGAUUAGAUCUACACUAAAUCCACUAGCGUUUGCAAUUCAUUUGUAAAUAUUACACCGUGCUGGUGUUCUACAUGUUCGUGGUGUGGGGAAACACUUCUGAAGCGUUCACUAGAAUGAAACUCUCACAUGUAUUCUAAUGUGCUAUUGUAAAUAUGCAUUAAUGCUCACACUGCACCUUGAGUAGUAUAGUACUUUGUCACAUUUUGCUUUGCAUACUUUUUUUUUUUUAAAGCAUGUAUUUGAAUAUUUUCUAUUCCCAUCCCCAAUUAUUCAUCCUAAUUUAUUUAGACAGUUGAGAUUCCUUAUACUUCUUGCAGCAAUUAUUAACUACAAUGUGAAAGCCUGUCUUAGAUUAAUGUCCUUAUACAAACCAACCAAUAGCUUCCCGUUUUACUAUCACUCAGUAUCAAGCAGUAAGUCAGAAGAAGCCUUAAAGUCAGAACCAGGACAAUUUUAUUCCUUUAAAGAAUGACUAUAUAUGAAGCUUAUAGUCAUCUAUUACACAGUUAACUUCUCUUUUUUUAUUGAAACCCUCAGAAGUUUACAUUUGCUCAUUGCUUUCCCCUAUACAUUGGAUUUCAUUAUAACUGUUUUUAAUAUGACUUUAUGACUUCGGUAGUAUUGACAAGUGACCCAUUUGGUAUCGUUGGAAGAGUUCACUUCUCAGAUGUAUUUAUUUGGACAUUUUCAUAGAUAUAUUUAUACAGACGUUAUUUAUGAGACAUUCCUUCUUAGGAACAGGAUUCAGAAGAUACAAAUCCUCACGCAAGAGAUGAAGAAUAUGAAAGUCAUUACUGUCCAUUUUUACCAAGCUUGAUUUUUCUACAGAAAUGGAAAGCUAACCAUUGUGUCCUCAGAACUGCCUUUUGUGUCUUACAAAAAAAAUGCAGCACUAUGAGCUAAUAACGCAUUAACGACUAUCCAAACAUAAAUAUACUGUAAAAUAUAUUACUCCUAGAAAAGAUACUAUUUUUGAAGUACAAAUGUUUUCUCUGGACAGUGACAGUAUAUUUUUAUAUUUUUUAUUUUUCAUUUCAGUGAUGUAACAAAUUAGGCCUAAGUUUCAGUUCUUUUGUUAAAAUGUCUUGAUAUAUGACUUUGUGAAGUAUCCUAAAACAAACAUUUAACACAUUGAUUUCACAUUUCAAGGUGAGCAAUAAACUGCAUAAAUGACAUGAAAAUUUUAGGGAUUUUCUAAAUGAAGGUUGACACAUUAAUAAAGCACACCUACUCUUACCAGCACUUGAAAUGUGCAGAAUGAAAUGUAACAUACUGUACGUUGUUUUACUGUGAAAAUAGGCACCCAUAGUGGGGCUGCUGAUCAAAUAGUUGGCCAGGCCUGGGACCUGUGGACAUUUUUCUUUUUAUGAAUCCAACAAUAUGUUCUAUAUGCUCUACAAAGGCCUCUUUGUGCAUUGUCAAAUUGCAUCGGUGUCUUUUUUGCAACUCACCAGUUAAUGAGAAAUACCUUUUAUAAAAGACGAUACCGCCAGUCUAAACUGUGAAGAAGUCAGUUAGGGAAUUUAGUUUUAUAUGCUUUGAGACAGUCGUAUGGUUUAUUUCAUAUUUUGCUCUGCAGUAGACCUAAGCCUAUAAUGACCGUGCUUGAGACCACAUUUAGUUUCUACAGCUAUGGGUUCAAGCCAUUCAGACUGAAUCUCUUAUUUUUGGGGAGACAUUCCACUUCACUCUCAGAUGUCCUUUUGUUAGCCCUUAUUGACCGUUUCAUUUACAGUAAGGUCAAGCGAAAUAUGAGAAGGGUCCUGAGCAAGCCUUAGAAAUUAUUAAGUAUUUUAGGCACUACAGGUCAAGAGCAAGACCUGAAUGAUCUUAUUGGGAUCGAAAACAAAGCAGCAAUUUUUUCUGCAAAUAACAGGUUUACAGAAACAUUGCAGACAAAUUGUAACAAUGUAAUUACUUAUUUCAGAGACUAGAAAGUGAUACUAACAAUAACACAAUACUUUGGUGUGAAGGUACUGCACUGGGCUUAUAAACAUGUCCAUCCAAUUUAGUCGAUGUUUUGUAAUGAGUUUUUUUUCCCUUCUUUUUCUGUCAAGAAAUGUAAAUUAUUUUUACUUCAAAUUCUAAAGCGCUGUUUGUAUAUGUGACAAUUAUUGAGACUGGUAAUUAUGCCAACAGUCUCAUCUCAAACAUGGCCUGGUAGAUCUUAGUUAGGCAGGUUUAUUUUUUUUAUUGUUUUGUUUAUUUAAACCGACUGCUUGUAUAGUGCUAGAACAGAUAACUGAACUUCUUACUACACAGAGUUGCCCAGUAAACUCCUCUUAGCCAACCAGGUAAAAAAAUUAAAACCAUUAUGCACACCUGCUCAGUGCACAAGAUCUGUGUUCCUAAAGAAAACUGUGUAUUUGUUUCUGGUUUUUUUUUUUUUGUUCUGAGGCAAAAUAUAUAGAUAUGACAAAAAGCUUUUGUACUGCUUGGCCACUGAACAGCUUUACAAUGUAAACAGUCUCAUUAUGUCUCCACCACUGUACUACUACUACUAUUAAAAGACUUCAAUAAACAAACACAAAUUUCCAAAAACGA